Molecule: messenger RNA, 240 nt
Organism: Chondrus crispus (carragheen)
Lineage: Eukaryota; Rhodophyta; Florideophyceae; Gigartinales; Gigartinaceae
Exons: 1
Coding region: 1-240 (79 amino acids)
Source: RefSeq, a predicted model, not a curated record
AUGUUCCUAUCGUUCCGUAGAGAGAAUUCACAAUCUUCGAUCGACUUCUGCGAGCACACAUCAUCUGCCCUCUAUGAGUCUAAGACAAUUUUGCGAAACCAUUCCUCUACACCAUUUGAUAUUUUGAAGAUUUCUGAGCCGGACCUUCGAACUGCUUUGCUCCCCCCGCUGAUACUGAACCAGCCGACGCCUUGCAAUGCCGCCACAAAAAUGUUCAACGCACCAUCACUUAAAAGCUAA